UGAUGUAUUUAAAUUGAAACUUUCACGGUAUACAAAAUGAUGCAGACUUGCUAAAAAAAAUGGCAUUGGAAGUCCACUUUUAAAAAGUGCAGUGACAGUCCCACUUCCACUCCAACUAUCAAUUGACAACAUGCCAAUUGCCAACUACACCAAUACUACAUACCUGUGACGUAAAAGCCAAACCAUAACCAUCAUGUAACGCUAUCAAACCUCCCUUCCACGUGUUAAUUCUCAGUUACACUACAGAUUUUCCGCUCUAGAUUUCGUAGGCGUCAGUCGCUCCUCCAUCCCUGUUGGCAACAUCACUCCCAUUUUCUCUCUCCUCCAAAUCUCAUUUUUUGUCACUUAUUAUUUUUUUUAAAAAAAAAAAAAUUAAUUUACGCUAAUCUCUACUUUGCGUAUAAAUAACUCAAAAAAAAAAAAAAAAAAACACCCGACAAUAAACAUAAACCUCUCCAAAUCUCUCACCUUUUCUUCACUCUCCCUUCACACCGACUUCUCUAGCUUUCUCACGAUCCAUUUUUCUCUCUCCUCGUGCUCGCGAUCAAAUCUCGUCUACAUCAUUUGCCGAAUUAGAGUGUGGAUUAGAAGUAGAAGGAGAGAGAAAGUGUAUGUGAUUUUUGAAUCUGAAUCUUACGGGGGUAUUUUCGUCAAUUUUCGGCGAUAAUGCGAGGACGUCAAGCGGUUGGAGAUGCUGCUUUGUCGACUUAUAAACGAGUUGCAUCUAAAGAUGUAGAUGGUAAUUACACUAAUGAAGGUCGUCUCCAAGGCUUGGGGAAGGAUGGCGGAAAUCCUCCAUGGUCAAAGUCAUUACCUCAUAUUGUCAUUGCUACAAUUGCAUCGUUUUUGUUUGGAUACCACCUUGGAGUAGUGAACGAUACACUAGAAAGUAUUUCCAUAGAUCUUGGCUUCAGUGGCAAUACCUUGGCUGAAGGUUUGGUUGUAAGUAUGUCGUUGGGUGGUGCAUUUCUCGGAUCUUUAUUCAGUGGAUCAAUUGCUGAUUAUUUUGGCCGAAGGAGGUCCUUCCAACUGUGUGCAUUGCCUCUGAUGGUUGGGGCCUCAAUGAGUGCAAUGACAAGUAGUUUGCCUGGCAUGCUUACUGGAAGGUUUCUUGUUGGAAUUGGCAUGGGACUUGGCCCAGCUGUUGCAGCUCUAUAUGUGGCUGAGGUUUCACCAACAUAUGUUAGGGGUACGUUUGGAAGUUUCACCCAAAUUGCCACAUGCCUGGGACUUUUGGGGUCCUUUUUUAUCGGCAUUCCUGCCAAGGAUACUAAGGAUUGGUGGCGUGUUUGUUUCUGGGUAUCUGUGAUUCCUGCUGCAGUACUUGCUCUAUCAAUGGAACUUUGUGCAGAGAGUCCUCACUGGCUCUUCAAGAAAGGAAGGAGUGCUGAAGCUGAAUCUGAGUUUGAGAGGCUAUUGGGUGGUUUACAUGUUAAGAGUGCAAUAUCUGAGUUGUCAAAGUCAGAUAGAGGGGAAGAGGCUGAUACGGUCAAAUUCUCAGAACUAUUUUAUGGUCGACAUCAUAGGGUGGUUUUCAUUGGGUCUGUCCUAUUUGCUUUACAGCAGCUGUCUGGUAUCAACGCUGUGUUCUAUUUCUCAUCUUCUGUUUUUAAGAGUGCUGGAGUUCCACCAGAUACAGCAAACAUGUUUGUGGCAGUUGUAAAUUUAUCAGGAUCAUGCACUGCAACUAUACUAAUGGAUAAACUAGGAAGGAAGCUGCUGCUUCUUGGUAGCUUUUUGGGCAUGGCCAUGUCAUUGUUUCUUCAAGUAAUUGCUGCAAGCUCCUUUGUAUCACGUGAGACAUCAGUGUACCUGUCUGUUGGAGGCGUACUGCUGGUUGUUCUGACUUUUUCUCUUGGAGCUGGUCCUGUCCCUAGUCUUCUCUUGUCAGAAAUGUUUCCAAAUCGAAUAAGGGCGAAAGCCAUGGCUUUUUGCAUGGCUGUUCAUUGGGGGGUAAAUUUCUUUGUUGGUCUUCUGUUUUUGCGAUUACUUGAGCAACUUGGGCCAAAGCUCCUGUACACAUUCUUUGCAACCUGCUGUUUGAUAGGAGUUGCUUAUGUGAAGAAGAACGUAUUGGAAACCAAGGGAAAAUCACUUCAGGAAAUUGAGCUUGCACUUCUUCCAGUUUAAUGAUGAUUUUUUUUGUUUCUUCAUGCAAUGCGUGAAGUGCUGCUACCAAAUUAUGACGUGAGAGUCGCACAAGGUGAAGACUCCACUGCUACAUUAUUCUUCAUUCAUUGAAGAACCAAUUUUGGCGCAUAUGAUUCAAUGUCCAACAGUGUGUUAUAUCAAGUGUUGGCAUUUGUAAUUAGGUGCUUGUGAAAGUCAAAUAUGGUACAUAUCUUAAGAGCCUCUCUGUCCCACUUAUAUUGUUCGAUCGAAUUUAUGUGUAUUAUUAGUGAUCUAGGGAUAGGAAACUAGGUUGUCAUUGUUUUGAACUUUUCCUUUCUUCCACCAUAAGGGUUUAUACUAGGAGUAUGAUUUUAGGGUGAAAGAAAAUCUCAUUUUAUUGAAUUUUGUGAAUGAAACAUUCUGCACUAGAAACUGGGAGUUGUAUGUCAUUUGAGGCACAUAUUUAUACUGGGUAUAAAGUAAAAUUUAAUUCUUGAA
Chenopodium quinoa (quinoa) is the source of this 2610-nucleotide messenger RNA. RefSeq names its product probable plastidic glucose transporter 3. The coding region runs from base 667 to 2130 and encodes 487 amino acids. Gene Ontology annotation, cellular component: membrane. The transcript is spliced from 15 exons. Gene Ontology annotation, biological process: monosaccharide transmembrane transport. The record is from RefSeq and is a predicted model, not a curated record. Gene Ontology annotation, molecular function: hexose transmembrane transporter activity. NCBI's taxonomy places the organism in Eukaryota, Viridiplantae, Streptophyta, Magnoliopsida, Caryophyllales, Amaranthaceae.